Nerophis lumbriciformis (worm pipefish) is the source of this 3040-nucleotide messenger RNA. Lineage: Eukaryota; Metazoa; Chordata; Actinopteri; Syngnathiformes; Syngnathidae. The record is from RefSeq and is a predicted model, not a curated record.
CGUCCAGCAGCUGAUCGGUAAUCCAGAAGAAGUUACCCCUCAGUUAGCGGGGAGCUACACUUUGAAGCAGGAGACUCCACAACCACCCUGCAUUAAAAAGGAAGAGGAGGAACUCUGCAUCACUCAGGAGGGAGAGUGUCUUCUAGGACGAGAGAAAGCUGAUUACACCAAGUUUCCACUGAGUAUUCUCUCUGUGAAGACUGAAGAUGAUGAAGAGAAACCACAAGUAGACAACCUCUUAGCUCCACUAUCAGAUAGUGAGGCUGAAGACGAGGUUGAAGAACCUUUGAGCAGCGAUAAAGACUGUGAAGGUGAUAUGAGGACUCACACUGACAACAAACACUCUGAAUGCUCUACAAAGAAGAGAGGUAAAACAUGUUUGAGCUGCUCAGUUUGUGCUGAAAGUUUUACUCAAAAGAGCAGUUUGACUCGACACAUGAGAACACACACAGGUGAAAAACCAUUCAGUUGUUCAGUUUGUGCCAAAAGCUUUUCUCGAAAAUGUGGUUUGACUGAACACAUGAGAACACACACAGGAGAAAAAACAUUUAAUUGUUCAGUUUGUGGCAAAAACUUUUCUCAAAAUAGCUGUUUGACUCGACACAUGAGAACACACGCAGGAGAAAAACCAUGUACUUGUUCAGUUUGUGGCAAAGGCUUUUCUCAAAAUAGCUAUUUGACUCUACACAUGAGAACACACACAGGUGAAAAACCAUUUAAUUGUUCAGUUUGUGGCAAAAGCUUUUCUCAAAAUAACUAUUUGUCUAAACACAUGAGAACACACACAGGUGAAAAACCAUUUAAUUGUUCAGUUUGUGGCAUAAGCUUUUCUCAAAAUAGCUGUUUGACUCGACACAUGAGAACACACGCAGGAGAAAAACCAUGUACUUGUUCAGUUUGUGGCAAAGGCUUUUCUCAAAAUAGCUAUUUGACUCUACACAUGAGAACACACACAGGUGAAAAACCAUUUAAUUGUUCAGUUUGUGGCGAAAGCUUUUCUCAAAAUAACUAUUUGUCUAAACACAUGAGAACACACACAGGUGAAAAACCAUUUAAUUGUUCAGUUUGUGGCAUAAGCUUUUCUCAAAAUAGCUGUUUGACUCGACACAUGAGAACACACGCAGGAGAAAAACCAUGUACUUGUUCAGUUUGUGGCAAAGGCUUUUCUCAAAAUAGCUAUUUGACUAAACACAUGAGAACACACACAGGUGAAAAACCAUUUAGUUGUUCAGUUUGUGGCAACAGCUUUUCUCAAAAUAGCAAUCUGACUCAACACAUGAGAACACACACUGGACAAAAAUCAUUUAGUUGUUCAGUGUGCUGUAAAAGUUUUACUCUAAAGAGCAGUUUGACUCGACACAUGAGAACACACACAGGUGAAAAACCAUUCAGUUGUUCAGUUUGUGCCAAAAGCUUUUCUCAAAAAUGUGGUUUGACUCAACACAUGAGAACACACACAGGAGAAAAACCAUUUAAUUGUUCAGUUUGUGGCAAAAGCUUUUCUCAAAAUAUCAAUCUGACUGUACACAUGAGAACACACACAGGAAAAAAAACAUGUACCGGUAAUCGUUCAGUUUGUGGCAAAAGCUUUUCUCGAAAUAGCAUUUUGACUGAACACAUGAGAACACACACAGGAGAAAAACCAUAUAAGUGUUCAGUGUGUGACAAAAGCUUUUGUGUUAAGACCAAUUUGACUAAACACAUGAGAACACACACAGGUGAAAAACCAUUUAAUUGUUCAGUUUGUGGCAAAAGCUUUUCUGAAAAUAGCUAUUUGACUAAACACAUGAGAACACACACAGGUGAAAAACCAUUUAUUUGUUUAGUUUGCGGCAUAAGCUUUUCUCAAAAUAGCUAUAUGACUAAACACAUGAGAACACACACAGGAGAAAAACCAUGUACUUGUUCAGUUUGUGGCAAAGGCUUUUCUCAAAAUAGCGAUAUGACUAAACACAUGAGAACACACACAGGUGAAAAACCAUAUAAUUGUUCAGUUUGUGGCAACAGCUUUUCUCAAAAUAGCAAUCUGACUCAACACAUGAGAACACACACAGGAGAAAAAUCAUGUAAUUGUUCAGUUUGUGGCAAAAGCUUUUCUGUUAAGAGUAAUUUAACUGAACACAUGAGAACACACACAGGUGUAAAACCAUAUAAGUGUUCAGUUUGUGGCAAAAGCUUUUCUGUUAAGUGCAAAUUGACUCAACACAUGAGAACACACACUGGAGAAAAACCAUUAAGUUGUUCAGUGUGCUGUAAAAGGUUCCAACAUAAUGCAGACGCAGUAAAACACAUGAGAACACACAAGGGAAAAUAACCAAUUAGUUGUUUAGUUUGUGGUAUGUGGCUCAUAUGUGGCGACAUCCACCCUACCCAGGACCUCCUCACUGCUUCUUUCACAAAUAUCUGAGGUAUUCAUACAAACUUGGAUUAUUUGAAGCAUAAUCUUAUCUACUCAUGACCCUGUGUCUUCUCUGUAUCUGAAACCUUCCUGAACAGUAAGAUAGAUGAUGCUUCAAGUGCUUGGUUACUCCUUCUUCAGUCCAGGGACCUGGGGCCUCAUGUGUCAAGUUUGUACACGCUCAAAAACCUGCACUACACCCUUUUUCACUGCAAAAUUGAGAUGUAUCAAAACUGACUAACGCAUAAGUGAUGCUGGGUAACUGUUUGCAUAACAAAUUGCCAACUUUUACUCUUCAGACUGAUUGAUGUGCAAAUCAGAGACAUAUGAACAAUUAACCCCCAACACCCACAACCCAACCCCCACCUCCCUCGACAUGGUCCUGGUGGAGAUCUACACUCUUAGUGCUUUUCUUCUUUAUUCAGAGUAAUGAUUUGACUUUCUAAAGGUUUUGAACUACUAAGUGGGUUGAAAAAUAUGUAUGUGUUUCUUGUAGUAUUUAAAAUGUAGAAUUGUUUUUCUUCAAUGUUUGCCCUUUUUCUGGUUUGAACAACAGCCAUGGAAAAAGUCUGUGCACAUGCUUGUAUAUAUACAUUUUUUAUUUUCAAACAGUAGUUGUCCGUUUUUUGAUGUUAGAUACUU